Messenger RNA from Striga hermonthica, 255 nucleotides. Lineage: Eukaryota; Viridiplantae; Streptophyta; Magnoliopsida; Lamiales; Orobanchaceae. The record is from the annotation of a GenBank genome assembly.
GAAGCUCGUGCAGCAGCUGCGGCGGCGAUGCCACCACCACCGCCACAAAAUCCAGUGAUGGUACAACCAGGAGGAGCGAUGGUGCAAAGAGGAGUGGCGACACAAGGAGGAGCACCACAACAAGCCGUCGCACAAGCUCCUGGUCAACAGAUGGUGACGAUGACCAGGGAGGAGAUGCAAAGGAUAGCGGCAGUGCAGGCGGUGCAGCAAGUCACGAGCCAUACAUCUCACGCCACCACCGUGCCGACCACGGCA